CGGCAAUAUGGCGGCCAACGCGAGCACCAACCCCUCACAGCUCCUGCCGCUCGGUGGGCAGUGCUGCCGGCGGGCUCUCGCGCGGGCUCGGGCGCUGGGGUGGCGGAGGGAGGAGGGCUGUGACCGUGGUGGGAGAGGCCGUAACAGGGGAGCUUGUGGACAAAUGUAUAGGUUCUCGCAUUCAUAUCGUGAUGAAGAGCGAUAAAGAAAUUGUUGGAACGCUUCUAGGAUUUGAUGACUUCGUCAAUAUGGUGUUAGAAGACGUUACAGAAUUUGAGAUCACGCCUGAAGGCAGAAGAAUCACAAAACUAGACCAGAUUUUGCUAAAUGGAAAUAACAUAACAAUGCUGGUUCCCGGAGGAGAAGGACCUGAAGUAUAAACUGAUACAGAUGUCAUCUAUGAAGACAUGUUAUGUAUCAUCUAAAUAGAGCUUUGGGGGUCUGGGUGAUUUUUUUGUUUGUUUGUUUAUUUACACACUUGCAGUUGACAUUUGAUAAAAGGCAAAGAUUUCCUUUUCAGGAAAGGUGCAUUGCUAACGCUGACUUUGUAAGUUGAAAUCAUGACUUUCUUGUAAAGAUGUACUAAUUUGCUCAGAAUAAAGGCUUUUGUUUUGUUAAGUA
Numida meleagris (helmeted guineafowl) is the source of this 621-nucleotide messenger RNA. RefSeq names its product LSM5 homolog, U6 small nuclear RNA and mRNA degradation associated (gene LSM5). Lineage: Eukaryota; Metazoa; Chordata; Aves; Galliformes; Numididae. Bases 192 to 380 code for a protein of 62 amino acids. Gene Ontology annotation, cellular component: U6 snRNP; U4/U6 x U5 tri-snRNP complex; Lsm1-7-Pat1 complex. Gene Ontology annotation, molecular function: RNA binding. Gene Ontology annotation, biological process: mRNA splicing, via spliceosome. The transcript has 5 exons. The record is from RefSeq and is a predicted model, not a curated record.